GCUGCUCCUGAUGGAAACUGAAUGAGUCAAAUCAAUAUCCAAACCAAGCAAGAAGCAAGUUCAAAUUGAUUUAUCUUUGUUUUAUUUUUUUUUUCUUUUCCUCCAUCUCCUUUAAAAUCUCUGCGUAAAUCAGGCAUGGCUUCUGUCAGUGAAAUCCCUGACAACAUUCUCCUAGAUUUCUCCAGGAAGAUCAAACCAGAGAAGUAUUUCGAGAUUGGAAAAAUGUUGGAUCUCAAUAGAACGGAGCUUGAACACAUAGAACAUCGGACAUUGCCUAACAGGAGAGAAACCAACAUUCAGAUGCUUUCCAAAUGGAAAUCAUCUCAGCCCCCCGGCGAAAAGGCGAUGGAGACUUUGAAACUUGUCUGGGAGUCUGUUCAAUCAGUAGGAACAGUGGACAAUGGAAUAGGUUCAGACGAUGAUACUUCUACCGACCUAAAGCAACGUCCUGUUGAAGAAAGAAAACCAUUCCAGCAAGAAAGCAGACCUGAAAAGAUGGAGAUAAUUAAAGCUUCAGAAUCGGUGAAAGAGUCUACAAAGGUGCGCAGUUCACUCAAAAGGGAUCGGUCCCUACUAUCACUCUGA
This is a messenger RNA of Lytechinus variegatus (green sea urchin), 585 nucleotides long. RefSeq lists its product as uncharacterized. Lineage: Eukaryota; Metazoa; Echinodermata; Echinoidea; Temnopleuroida; Toxopneustidae. Gene Ontology annotation, biological process: signal transduction. Gene Ontology annotation, molecular function: protein binding. The coding region runs from base 136 to 585 and encodes 149 amino acids. The transcript is spliced from 4 exons. The record is from RefSeq and is a predicted model, not a curated record.